CCCUCGGUGCCACUCAGCCCCUAGCAGCACAAAGCAGCUCCCAGCGACAGCCAUGGCCCACCAGUUCCACCACCUCGUCCUUCUCAUCCUCCUCGCCCUGGCCGGCGCCGGCGCGGUCACGCCGCGGCAGCUGUUUCUGGUGAGCCAGGCGCCCGUGGCGCUCACCAACCACCACGGCCAGCUCCUCACUGGCAACUACUCCGUGAACCUGCUCUGGUACGGCAGCUUCACCCUGGCGCAGCGCGCCGUCGUGGCCGACUUCCUGCUCUCCCUCUCGGCGCCCGUUGCCUCAGCCUCCGCGCCGUCCGUGGCCGCAUGGUGGGCCACCACCGCGCGGUACCAUCCGGGCGCGGCGCGGCUUACGCUCGGCCGCCAGGUGCUCGACCCGUCCCUCUCCCUCGGACGCCGGCUCUCGGAGACUUCGCUGGCGUCACUCGCCGCCCGCCUCUCCCCGCACCGCGGCUCCGUGGCCGUCGUGAUCACGGCCCCCGACGUCCUUGUAGACGGCUUCUGCCUCUCCCACUGCGGCCUCCAUGCGUCGGCAACCUCGGCCGCUGCCGCCGCACCAGCGGCAUCGCACGGUGUCGGUGCCGCGCCCGCGACCCGUCGGCGCGGCCGGUUCGCGUACGUGUGGGUCGGGAACUCCGCGGAGCAGUGCCCCGGGGAGUGCGCGUGGCCGUUCCACCAGCCGACGUACGGCCCGCAGGCGCCGCCGCUGGUGGCGCCGAACGCGGACGUGGGGAUAGACGGGGUGGUGAUCAACCUCGCGACGCUGCUAGCCGGCGCGGUGACCAACCCUUACGGCGGCGGGUUCUUCCAGGGCCCCGUCGACGCGCCGCUGGAGGCCGUGACGGCUUGCACCGGCGUGUUCGGGGCGGGCGCCUACCCGGGCUAUCCCGGGCAGCUGCCGGUGGACGCCGCCACGGGGGCCAGCUACAACGCCGUGGGGGUCGCCGGCCGCCGGUUCCUGCUCCCGGCCAUGUGGGACCCCAAGACCUCGCAGUGCUCUACUCUUGUGUAGGAGGAUGAGAUUGAAAUGGGCAAAAUGGAUGUGGCUUGGUGUAAGGAUCGAAGGCUGGGAGCUGAGAGACUCGGUGGGGGCUGCGUCUCUUGAUCUGAUGUUGUCAUUGUUCUAGUUCUUGUGGAUAUUUCGUGGUUGUUACUUCGAAUCUAAAAAAAUGUUGAAAAAUAGGCAGCAGCAUAACGUAGUGGUGGUCUGUAUUAAAAUAGCCUCGUAUCUGCGUUCGUACAUGGCGUUGUUCUUGAUGUUCUUGGAAUCUUGGUUUGCUCUCGUGUGA
This is a messenger RNA of Phragmites australis (common reed), 1298 nucleotides long. RefSeq names its product protein EXORDIUM-like 2. The transcript has a single exon. NCBI's taxonomy places the organism in Eukaryota, Viridiplantae, Streptophyta, Magnoliopsida, Poales, Poaceae. The record is from RefSeq and is a predicted model, not a curated record. The coding region runs from base 53 to 1021 and encodes 322 amino acids.